CGAACACUUGCGAGCGCAAUAGGUGCCUAGUAAUGUGUACGAGUCAUCCGACACACAACAAGGCUGCGUCUUGACUCGCCCAAAUCUCUCCGCGUCGCUCAUCUCCAUCUUCUAUCAAUAUUCCACUGCUUUAUCACAUUCCAAACGGCGGCUUCCUUUUCUCUCUCUACCAACUCAGUCCUCCACACCUCCUUCGAAAAUGCCAUCAGUCACAUCUCAAUCUCACCCCGAUGUACCUCCCUUCCCUUCCCCCUCGACCUUCUCCAUCCUACCCGACAUCUACCUCCUGAUCGCGCGCCUGAAUAUCCUCCAGCAAGCCACGACACAGACGGGUCCCUCUCAAGCCGAAUCCUCGUCGCAGACCCAGCAACAGUCUCAAACCCAAACGAGUUCGACACAGCAGCAACAGCAGCCGCCGCAGCACCUCCAGACCGGCGGCCCAGCCCUCGAGCUCAAGGACCUCCCGUCGCAAGUGUACGGUAUCAAACAGCACAUCGCGAAGGCAAGGGCGGCGGUGCAAGUUCUGCCCGACGUCGAGAGGAGCGUUGAAGAGCAGGAGCGCGAGAUCAGGGAGCUUCGACGGACGGUCGGACUGUUGAGAGGGAGGUUGGGUAAGUUGGCGGGGAUUGCGGCCGAGGGCGGCGAUGUUGUUAUGAAGGGUGUCGAGGGCUGAAAGAAAGAGGGUGGACUGAAUCACUCUAUACACGGACCACAGACCGAUACACUCACCCACGGCAGGCGAAUUGGAACGUCGGCAACCCUGAAAGGAGCAGCAAACAGAAUCAGAAGGCACGUGUCGCAGGUCUUAGGACGGACAGUACGACCGAAUUAGACCAGAAUAGCUGCAUCACUCAGCAGAGGGAAAGGCCAUAAACACCGAGCUGAGGCUACGUGUCGAUAAGAAGGGAUCACGACUGGAACAAGAACAACUGGGCUGGGCGGGACGAAGAAGCACCUUCAUACAACGUGGAUAUCACGAUCUGAAGGGUUGGAGCAAGAAAUUCGUAUUGCACGACAUUAUCAGUCGCGACUUCUCCCGAACUCGGGUAUGGGUAUCGUUGAAGAUAUGCUGUUUGUCCUCAGCCCCCAAGAAAGCCUAGCCGUUGAAAAUAUUCCACCGCAUCCGCCCAUCCCUCCAGACGCCAUUUCACCAGGUCACCAGAAUCAAUCCGGCUAAAUGUUUACACUGGCAGAGGGAAAGACGAAGCCCAGUCUGCAAUCUCUUGCCUGAGCUUCAAGAUCUCAGGGACACUGUCAUUCGCCACAGCAGCCUUGAAGUCCUUCAGCUUGUUAGCUUCCUUUGGCAAAUCCCCCUGGACCUUCUUGCACAGCUUGAUGCUCUGGUCGAUAUAUCCUGCAACGCGCUUGAAGUCUUCCUCGCCGAAUCCACGGGAAGUCAUUGCCGGCGUGCCAAUGCGAAUACCGCAGGGCGUGAGGGCUGAUUUGUCGCCUGGGAUACUGUUCUUGUUGCACGCGAUGUUGAUCUGCUCCAGGACCGCCUCGACGCGAGCACCGUCCAAACUCUGGGGACGCAGGUCAAGCAAAACCAUGUGUGAGUCUGUGCCGUCCGCGACCAGCUUGUAUCCGAGGUUCUUGAACUCGAUUUCAAGAGCCUUAGCGUUCUUCACCACUUGUUCCUGGUAUGCUCGGAACUCGGGUGUCGCAGCUUGUUUCAAGGCGACAGCUAGGGCAGUGAUGGUGUGGUUGUGCGGGCCACCUUGAUGGCCGGGGAAGACGGAGAAAUUGAUGGGUCCCUCGAGGUCAUACAGGAGCUGCUUGCCAGUCUUGGGGUCGGUGCUGCGGACACCCUUACGGAAGAAGAUCAUGGCUCCACGAGGACCACGGAGGGAUUUGUGGGUGGUUGUGGUGACGACGUCGGCGUGCUCGAAAGGUGAAGGGAUGACACCGGCGGCAAUGAGACCGGAGAUAUGAGCCAUGUCGACGAUCAGAUAGGCUCCGACCUUGUCUGCGAUCUGACGCAUACGGGCAUAGUCGAUCAAUCGGCAGUAUGCGGAUGUUCCAGCCACGAUGCACUUCGGUCGGUAUAGCUGAGCAUUCUCUUCAAGUCGGUCAUAGUCAAUGAUGCCGGUCUCGAGGUUAACUCGGUAGGGGAAGGUCUCGAAGUAGGUCGACACAGCGGAGAUCCUGCAAAAAUGUCAAUCACAAUACUUCCGCACCAAUCCU
This is a messenger RNA of Exophiala xenobiotica, 2184 nucleotides long. RefSeq lists its product as uncharacterized. Gene Ontology annotation, cellular component: mediator complex. Bases 200 to 673 code for a protein of 157 amino acids. Gene Ontology annotation, molecular function: transcription coregulator activity. The transcript has a single exon. Lineage: Eukaryota; Fungi; Ascomycota; Eurotiomycetes; Chaetothyriales; Herpotrichiellaceae. The record is from RefSeq and is a predicted model, not a curated record. Gene Ontology annotation, biological process: regulation of transcription by RNA polymerase II.